Ostrea edulis (European flat oyster) is the source of this 1424-nucleotide messenger RNA. RefSeq lists its product as uncharacterized. Bases 168 to 971 code for a protein of 267 amino acids. The record is from RefSeq and is a predicted model, not a curated record. NCBI's taxonomy places the organism in Eukaryota, Metazoa, Mollusca, Bivalvia, Ostreida, Ostreidae. The transcript has 5 exons.
AACGAUACGCAUGGCUUGUUAUAAAUAUCACACCUGCGUAAGAGAAUUAUCAUUUAUAAGUAAUCGAUGAAGCGUGACGCCCAUACUGACACGACGCAGAAGACUUCCGUCGGUUCGCACAGCCGUGGACCACUUGUUCAGUAGUUUAAUCCUGUUUUACUGCCAUCAUGGCGGCCCGAAAGUUGAGCGGUGUGAUGAUGCGCAGGAAGAGCAGUGAGGGUCUACUGGACACAGCAGACGACCUGGCCGAGAAACUGGACUGUCUUGGCGACAUCUUGGAAGAAAUCGACCAUAAGUACAGCGAGGCUGUUGAGGAAGAGUGUGCACAGGAAAUCGAGAGUGGAACCAACGUUCGUUUGUACAGACGACUUAAAGAUGGUCUCGAGUCAGCGAGGACAUUGAUUGGCUGUCUAAGGCGGGAAAAAUGGCGUCUGAGCAGACGAAGAAUGAGCGUUGAGCUGAGACUUGGCGAAAUGGACGAUUACAAAAAACACAUCAAGAGAGAUAUGACAAGUUUGAACGACACGGUGGAUGUUCUGAGUUUGCGGGUUAUCCAGCUUGAGAACGAUUUAGUGGAGCAGCAGGAAAUACAGGAGGAACUCGAGGCGGAGAGGGCCGACCUCGAGCAACAGGUCAUUAAGCUGGAACUCAAGUGUAAAGAUUUUGAACAAGAGAAGAUAGCUUUCCAGGAAGAGUUCAAGUCUGUAAAACGACAGCGGUCCAAUGUUUCACUUCAGCUGGAAAAUGACGAAUUGCUCUCAGACAUGGAGGUGUUGCAGGAAGAAAACAGAAACCUAAAAGAAAUGAUCCGCGCCCUUGAGGACGCUAACAACCCGAAAAACCAGGAUGGUGGAUCAAAUAUGAACGGGUACAAAACUAUACAAUACAUUGAAAAUAAUAACAACAAAGUGCCGCUUAAAUUCGAGUCACCGUUUCUGCUCAAUGAACAAAGUGAAUCGACGAAUCUGUGAUCUGUGAGUAGUGAAGGAGAAGAAGUGUGUUCGAACUGUAGAUCAGGACAGCCAGUGGUAAUCAAGGAGUCCUACAAUGAAAGCGUUGCGAAUCUGAAAGGUGACAAUUCCUAGAAUAUCAUUGUUUAAAGGUUUCGUCAUGCACACCAUCCCAAAGACAACAAGGUUUAUCACAGUGCUGAGGGAUCCUUUUAUUUUUAUUUUUUGUCUCUCACUGGCCGCAAAAACGUUGCACAGACGCAUUUGUUUUGAGUUAGUACUGAUGUAAUUAAUGCAUAUUUGUAUAUUUAAUGAAAUUUGAAUAUGUUUGCAAGAUGUAUAACUAUGCGAUAUUUGCAUUCUUCAAAACACUUGUGUCAAAGAUGUACGAAGUUCACGUAGAUUAUAUACACAGUGCACUCGUCUUAGAACACUUAUUAGAUACCAACUGAACAUAAAUUCUUAAUAAACAAA